AUGUCCGUCACAAUUCACACCACCAAUGGGGAUAUCAAAGCAGAAAUCUUUUGCGAUACAUGCCCUCGUACGGCCUUUAACUUUUUGGCACUUGCCGCGGCCGGAAAGUACAAUGGGACCGUCUUUCAUCGGAAUAUCAAGGGAUUCAUGAUCCAAGGUGGAGACACGGCUCAUGUGACUGGCAAGAAAUCCUCCAUUUGGGGAGACGAUGUCACCUUUCCAGACGAAUUUCACAAGGACAACCAACAUGAUCGUCGAGGACGUCUCAGCAUGGCCAAUCGUGGUCCGAAUACCAACAAGUCUCAAUUCUUUAUCCUUUAUGAGCCACAACCUCACUUGAACAAUAUGCACGCUGUCUUUGGACAAGUCUUGGAUGGAUGGGAUACACUAGAUAAAUGGGAACGAAUGCCGAAUGCUCACAAGACCACUCCGGUGGAUCCACCAGAGAUCACAUCCAUUACCAUUCAUGCCAAUCCAUUGGCGGACGAGGGCAUUACCUACCCGACUCCCGAUGGUCCACCAGAGAAAAAGUAG
Molecule: messenger RNA, 534 nt
Organism: Cylindrotheca closterium
Lineage: Eukaryota; Bacillariophyta; Bacillariophyceae; Bacillariales; Bacillariaceae
Source: the annotation of a GenBank genome assembly